This is a messenger RNA of Blepharisma stoltei, 2726 nucleotides long. The record is from the annotation of a GenBank genome assembly. Lineage: Eukaryota; Ciliophora; Heterotrichea; Heterotrichida; Blepharismidae.
AUGAGUGUUGCUGGUCCUGAUCAAACUAUUAUUUCUUCGAGAAUAUCUUCAAGAAGAAACUCUACGAGAGCUGCAGAAGAAAAUGUUUCUGAUAAUGAAGACAUCGUUGGGCAAAUGCAACAAGGUGCAUCAAAUAUUCGGUAAAAAUAAGAAAUUUUGAGGAUUUUCCCUAUUGAUUAUUUUUGGAAUUUUGAGGAUUUUUCCUAUUGAUUGAAAUUUAAUGGUUUUUGUUUGGAAAAAUUUUGCAUAAAGGAAAUUUGAUUAAUUUUAUUUUAACAGAGCCGAAUAUUCUUGUCGCUGUUAGAUGCAGACCACUUACCAAAAAGGAAAAAGAAAUAGACGACACCAACCUAAUCCAAAUCAUUGAAGAAAGAGUAGUUUUGCUGCUUGACCCUCAAUUUAAAUACGGUGACAAAGGCAGCCGCGCCAAAGAAAAGCAAUACGCCUUUGAUUAUGCAUUUGACGAAAACGCAUUACAGAAGGACAUCUUUGACAAAACUACGAAUUUCCUAAUCGACGGAGUCCUUAAUGGUUACAAUGCAACUGUUUUUGCAUAUGGGGCAACAGGGGCAGGAAAAACAUAUACAAUGCUUGGAGAAGUCAACAGUCCUGGAUUAAUGCUAAUGACUUUUAUCGAACUCUUUACCAAGGUGGAGAAAUUAACUUUAGAAAGAGCUUAUAAGGUGAAAUUAAGCUAUUUGGAAAUUUAUAAUGAGGUUGUCAAAGAUCUAAUUCAUCCCACAACCAGUGUGCUAGAUAUUCGUGAAGAUCCAGUUAAAGGAAUUGUGGUUGCUGGGCUUGCGGAGCUUAUGGCAACUUCGCCAGAUGAAGUUAUAGAGUGUUUGCAGCUGGGAAAUAUGAGGAGAACAUGCGAACCUACAGAAGCAAACCAGACUUCAAGUCGGUCUCAUGCAGUUUUGCAAAUUACUGUUGAAUAUAAAGAUAAAGCUUCAGGGACUGAAUCUGAAAUAAUUGUAGGAAAACUAUCACUUAUAGACUUGGCAGGGUCUGAAAGAGCAUCUCAUACAAAAAAUCGAGGAAUUAGACUAAUUGAAGGAGCCAACAUCAAUAGGUCUUUGCUUGCAUUAGGAAAUUGCAUAAAUGCGCUAUGCGAAGCUACAGAAAGGGGCGGAAAAGUUUAUAUCCCAUAUAGAGACUCCAAACUUACCCGUUUGCUUAAAGAUUCCUUAGGAGGAAAUUGCAGAACCGUCAUGAUUGCUUGUAUUUCUCCAUAUUCUGGAAGUUUUUUCGACACAAGUAAUACGUUAAAAUAUGCAAACAGAGCAAAAAAUAUUAAAACAAAUCUGCAAAGAAAUGUUGUGAACGUUUCAUAUCAUAUUGCAAAAUAUACAGCAAUAAUAGCGCAGCUACGACAAGAGGUCUCUGAUUUAAGAAAACUUUUGAAGUCAAAAAAUCCGAACCCAGCUGCAUUUAACAAUGAAAAAUACCAAAUUGAGUUUAAACGGGUGCAAGCCCAAUGAUCGUGUACUUUUGAUAGUAUAAAUUUCACCGAAGUACAAAUGGUCGAAAAUUGGUUGAAACUUUUUGAUAGAGAGAUUUUUGUCUGAAAAAAACGUUUAAAUUUCUACCAAAUGUCACACUAUUUGACCAAAUGGUCUCCAAUAAAUGUGCACUAUAAAAAUAUACUGUCAUUUGGCAUGGAGCCAAGUUUAAACACACAUUUUCAAGAUGAAGCAAAAAUAAGAAAGAAAAUACAUGAAUGCCAACAAACAAAAGAAGAAUUAGGCUUCAUGCUAUUUUCAAGACAAACUGAGCUGGAUCGAGCUAAAGCAAAAACUGGAGAAGACAGUGCUGCAGCUAGAGCUUUAAAUAAAGAAGUAGAAAGGCUAAAAAAAUCAAUUGAGGAGCAAACUCAAGUAAAUAAUACAUAUGAAGACGUACUUAAAGGACUAGAAAAUAAAAGAGACGAAAUUAAAUCAGAAUGAAUCAGAAAAGGCAUCCCUGAGCCUCAUUUAUCAAGCUUACAACUUAUGAUGCAGCAGCAGGUUUUAGCCAUGAAUUCUAUUGAUGCCCAACGAGACAAAAACCACGACCAAGUGGUUUUAAAGCAAAAAGAGCUUUAUAUACAGCUGCUCAUGAAUCAGCUGAGAUUAAGAGAUAAUGUAAUUGACAUUCAAAAUGGCAUUUUCAAAGAAGAAAACAUAGGAAUGAAGCCUGAUCUUAAAAAAGUUUAUAGUCAAAUCCAAAGCAUUGACGAAAUUACUUCCUCUUCAAUUGUAUCUUUCCCUGAUCUCCAUAUGAACUCUCCAUCUUUAUAUGGCCGUUCAAAGCCCAAAGCAUAUAAAAGUGAUCAUUUUUUGCCUCCAAUUACUCAAGCUCCAACAGCUAAAACAUCAGCCCUAAAUACUCCUCAUUCCAGGAUACCUAAAAUUGCUUCAAAGCGAUAUUUAUCUAAUGAGCCAAAAGAUGAAAAAUUCUCCAAUAUUAAUUUAUUGCAUCCCAAAGCGAAAAGAUUGACUUCAAAUGAUAAUAAAUUGAAAGAGCAGAGAUCGAAAACAAAUUCAGGGCUUUAUGAAGACUCAGAUUCAGAACAGUCAAGUGUGAAACAGGUUGCAAUAAUUGGAAAGACAAGUGAUAAAUAUCAAAAAAGUCCGAAAGUUGGAUAUAAAGGAAGAGAAGUAGGACAUGUGAUUAAAAAGAGGAUAAAACCUAGAGAAAUCAAGUAUGGAGUCAAUAUUAGGGGUAUUGAGAAUUUUGAAGGAUAA